UUGAGCGUGCAUAAUGGAACCUGCUCAUGACGCGGCGCUCCCAACCGAUUCUUCUUCGAUGCUUCCGGAAGUGUGAAAGUUCAUUUCUUUUCAACGUCAUUUUUGUUCCGCUCAAGUCAAACACGUGGACUUGCUUUCCAGAGAGGUCCGAAGAACCCGUGAAAGGUCCACACGGGCACGCUUGAAAGAAAUAUUCAUUUAGAGCAACUUGGAUUAAAUUUCAGUUUGAUCUGCAAAUAUUAAACUGGAUACCUCAGCACUACAGACUGCUAUGAGGGGCUCAAGCCCAGGUUCAGGAGCAGGAACAUAGACCAGACGGACAGACAGACGGACACGGCUGACCUGACGCACGCAGACGGAACGACGGCCGGACGGUCUGAUGCCAAGCGUCUCCACUGUCAAUCUCACGGCACCGCUCCUCCUCCUGUUGCUAUGGGCGACGCAGCCCGCCAUGGCAACCAACUGGCUCUCCCUGGCGAGGCUGCCUCGCUCCAGGCCCGUGUCCGGUGCUGCCCCAUGUGCACGGCUGAGGGGGCUGACCCCCGGGCAGGUGGGGGUGUGCAGGGCACGGGGGGAGGUCAUGGAGUCUGUACGCAAGGCUGCAGAGAUGGUCAUAGAGGAGUGUCAGCAUCAAUUCAGGAACCGCCGUUGGAACUGUUCCACCACCCCCCGAGGAAUCAAUGUUUUUGGCAGAGUCAUGAAUCAAGGCACCCGCGAGGCAGCCUUCGUGCACGCUUUGUCCUCGGCGGCCGUAGCGGUGGCCGUGACCCGGGCGUGUACGCGCGGGGAACUGGAGAGGUGUGGCUGUGACCGGAAGGUCAGAGGGGUGAGCCCCGAGGGCUUCCAGUGGUCAGGCUGCAGUGACAACCUCUCCUACGGCGUCGCCUUUUCCCAAACUUUUGUAGAUGAACCGGAACGAGCCCGGGGCCUGUCGGCCGGCCGACCGCUGAUGAACCUUCACAACAACGAGGCUGGUCGAAAGGCCAUCCUUCACAACAUGCAGGUGGAGUGCAAGUGUCACGGCGUGUCUGGCUCCUGCGAGCUGAGGACUUGCUGGAAAGUCAUGCCGCCAUUCCGGCGCGUCGGAAUCGUGCUCAAGGAACGCUUCGACGGAGCCACAGAGGUCCGUUUGACUCGCAUCGGAUCCAGGACCGCUCUGCUCCCUCGCGACCCCCAGGUGAAACCCCCCGCUGCCAGAGACUUGGUGUACCUCGCACCGUCCCCAGACUUCUGCCACCUGGACCCUGACAACGGCAUCCCUGGGACCGCAGGCAGGAGAUGCAAUGGAACGUCACGGUUGGCACCGGACGGCUGCGAGCUGGUGUGCUGUGGGCCGGGUUACAGAGCGGGCCGUGCCGAAGUGGUUCAGCGCUGCUCCUGCAAGUUCUCCUGGUGCUGCUCGGUCCGCUGCCAGCAGUGCAAGAACACUGUCACCAUUCACACCUGCAAAAUUUGAAGCCAUCCCUACUGCCCCCUGAUCAUCGUUCCGAUUAAAAUAAACCUAACACCUUAGAAGAGAGACCCCCAAUCACAGACCAGACACUCCUCAACCACGGGAUGAGGAUAGGACUAUUUCACCACCAAUGACACAUUUAUCUCUUAACUUUUUACAACGAAGCAGUGAGGCCGCUCUGAAUUCUCGCGUUCAAGUCGGCCCUCAAGCCUAAUUAAAGCCCAAACUGGGUUACCAAACAUCGUUACUCAUUACGCGUUUAUAAUACUGAAAACGACAAGCACAGACGUGCAUGCACGUUGGCGCAUUUAUUUGAUAUCCUGGACAUUCAUGUACGACUUUUCUGCCAGCACUAGUAACGCAAUAGUUGGACAAGUCAGCGUUCGGGGACAAUGGCCGUCUUAGUAAUGAUUUCUCUUUCUUUCACUACCAUAUAACUGCACACUAGGAAGACAACCUUGGCAUUCUAGUACAAAAACUAAAUGACGACAUGCUACUAACGCUACAAGGGUCUCAAACUUCUAUUCACAUCUAGCUCUUCAUUCGUAGUACGAGAACCAUGACAUGCAGUUUUGCCUUACAUGUAGUUAUCCUGCAAGUAUAGCAAAGUUGCCAGAAAAAGAAAAAAAAAGUCCUACCAGUGACGACAAAGCGUAUACAGUACAAGUCUUCACAAUGAUAUGAAAUACAUGUUCACUUUAUUAUAACGGCCCAAAAAAGCACCAUCUAAUCAUCUCCUACUGAACCGACAAGGCUUUCAAAGCUGACUGUAAGCGGCACUAACGGAAACGUUACAGCACUUAGUUGCAUUCACUGUGUUCACGUCCUUUCCGUCGCCAUUUAUUUAUUGCACAGUGGAGACCUCGCUGCACUUUGGCCUCCAGCAGACACGUUUAAAACUUCUACUGACAUUGGUCUCCGUCUGUCUUGCAUUUCGCUCCCUCGCCUUGCAUGGGUCGAGCUUGUGCGCGCACUCGCAGCGCUUUUAGCUUUGCUUGUGUCGUCUAAUAAAAAGCAGUAGUUUU
This is a messenger RNA of Syngnathus typhle (broad-nosed pipefish), 2478 nucleotides long. RefSeq names its product wingless-type MMTV integration site family, member 4b (gene wnt4b). Bases 380 to 1456 code for a protein of 358 amino acids. NCBI's taxonomy places the organism in Eukaryota, Metazoa, Chordata, Actinopteri, Syngnathiformes, Syngnathidae. Gene Ontology annotation, cellular component: extracellular region. The transcript has 9 exons. Gene Ontology annotation, molecular function: frizzled binding; cytokine activity. The record is from RefSeq and is a predicted model, not a curated record. Gene Ontology annotation, biological process: canonical Wnt signaling pathway; multicellular organism development; cell fate commitment.